This is a messenger RNA of Alternaria rosae, 1611 nucleotides long. RefSeq names its product glycosyl hydrolase family 88-domain-containing protein. The transcript has 2 exons. NCBI's taxonomy places the organism in Eukaryota, Fungi, Ascomycota, Dothideomycetes, Pleosporales, Pleosporaceae. The coding region runs from base 1 to 1611 and encodes 536 amino acids. The record is from RefSeq and is a predicted model, not a curated record. Gene Ontology annotation, biological process: carbohydrate metabolic process.
AUGCAUCUUACGGCUCUUACCCUGGCUUUGGCUACCACCGCCGUCGCGGCAAAGAACUCCACCCAGCCGUACUCGACAUGGAUGGCUACUUCCUUUUUGUCCAAGGGCCAGAAGAUCGACAACCACUACGUCUCCUCCGUCAUUCGUGAGGGCAUUCAGAAAGCUGCCGUAACCCAAAACGACACUGCUCUGCUUGAGUAUGCCUCCGAGGCGGUCUCGUCCGUUGUCACCUCGAACGGUACCAUCAAGGGCUGGAACGCAACUUUCUACACAUUGGACGAUAUCCGGUUUGGCAACAACAUCCUCUACUUCUGGAACUCGGAAGGACGCAAGGACGAGAAAUACGUUGUUGCGGCCAAGGGUCUCCGAGAGCAGCUGAACCGAUGGCCGCGCACCCCCACCGGCGGCUUCUGGCACAGGGCCCCAACUUAUGAGAACCAGAUGUGGUUAGACGGCAUCUACAUGGCCGAUACCUUCUACGCGACCUACACUUCGUACUUCGAGCCCAACAACGUCACAGCCUGGAACGACAUCGAGUUGCAAUUCGACCUCAUCGAGGAGCACUGCCGAAACGAGACGACCAACCUGCUGUACCACGGCUACAGCGAGGACAAGUCGACUGUAUGGGCUGACCCCGUCACCGGCGCCUCGCCAUACGUCUGGGACCGUGCUCUGGGAUGGUACUUCGUUGCGCUUGUCGAGGUUCUAGAAGUCUUCCCCAAGACACACAAGGGCUACUCCAAGCUCGUCGACUACUUCGUCACACUUGCCUCCGGUAUCAACGACGUGCAAGACACCAGCGGCGGAUGGUGGCUGCUCAUGGACCCGGAACUUGCUGGAAGGGAAGGCAACUACAUCGAGUCGAGCGCAACCGCCAUGUUCACCUACGCGUACAUGAAGGGUGUCAGGCUCGGUUUGUUGGAGAAGAAGUACCAGCAGACUGCGUCCAAGGCGUGGGAUCUGAUGUUGGACGAGUUCAUCCAGUACGAGAAGAACGGCACCAUCAGCUUUACUGGCACCGUGACUGUGGGAAGUUUGAAGGGCGAUGCGUCUUACGAGUACUACACCGGUGUUGAGACCCUGACCAAUGAUGUAACCCUACCUUCAAACCUCACCUCCACCUCCCCAAAAAUGUCCCUCAUAUCCUCCGCCGCCUCCCCAAGCGCAACAGGCACUUCGUGCACCACAGCCGACUUCUCCGUCUUCCCCACACAAGACAUUUUCUGCGGCGUAGGCAGCACAACAGGCGUUGCGUCCAACACAUCCGACGCACUCAAACAAUGCUGCAAAGACGCGCCGGUCGAGGAAUUCAACGGCUCCUGCGGAUACUACUGUCUCAGCUACGAACAGACGGUUGCUGAUCUGCGCACUUGCUUCAUGGAUAAUGGGGUUAACCCGAGGGACAUCCUUUGCUCGGGGAAUAAUACUGCGAGUGCGACGGGCACGCCUAGUGGAGGUGCGAGUCGCACGUCUGGUGGUAGUGGGCCGGAUGCGACGGGCGAGGAUGGUAAGCCGGAUACGGGGGCUGCGGUGCAUGUGGGUGUGUCCAAGACUGCGGUGGGUAUGCUGGGGAUGAUUGUCAUGUCGGCGUUUGCUGGUGCGCUGUUGUAG